Molecule: messenger RNA, 4434 nt
Organism: Toxoplasma gondii ME49
Lineage: Eukaryota; Apicomplexa; Conoidasida; Eucoccidiorida; Sarcocystidae
Product: GTP binding protein 7 isoform 2 family protein, putative
Exons: 9
Coding region: 916-2274 (452 amino acids)
Cellular component (GO): mitochondrion
Molecular function (GO): GTP binding; GTPase activity
Source: RefSeq, a predicted model, not a curated record
UCUCCGCGUUUCCUUCCUCAAGGACAGAGAAAGCGAACCUUCUUCGGCGAUCUCUGAGACUCAAGGCAACAAGCCACAGUGAAGAGGUUCUUCGAAUCGACGACGACCGCUGCUUUUUCCUCUCUUCUUCCUCCAGACAAAAAGGGCGCCACGGAGUCUCCUCGACGCAGCGGCGAGGCUCUUCUCUCCCCUUCAGUUUCGAAGACGCCUCCAGCGAACAGGUGAAAGAAGGCCGUUUCGGCAGGACAGUUUUUAUCAAGGUUUUCUGCACUCGCCUUUUUGCUUCCCUAAAACACAAAACCACACCAAGCUCUCUCCGCGCGGUCUCCUUGUUCGGCGUCGGCCGCCGGCCGGACGUUCGAUUUUUUUCCUCCCUUCUUUGUGCUCUCCAGGCUGCAUGUUCUUCCCGACCGCGGGAAAGUCGCCUCUCUCCGAGUCCAUUUCGCUCCGUUUUUCACCUGGAUCUCUUCUUCUUCUGUGGGGGAGGGGGGCCGCCCUCCUCCCUGCCGUCUCGCCGCGAGUCUCCCUCCUCCUGCGUCAAAACCGCUCUCGCUGGUUCCUGCCCUGGAGACAGAAUCCCCUCAUUCCAACUUCGCGUCCAAGGCCAGCACCACUCUGUCGCCGAGCUCGAGUCGAGAGCUGCCUCGGCGUCUUCUCCUGGCCCUGUCUCCACAGCAAGAACUCCACUGCGUCGUCGUCCUUCGCCAUCUUUUCUUCUCUUCUUCUCUCGUCUUUUUUCCCCGCCUUCUCUUUGCCGCGAUGUGAAGCCCCGCGAAACUCAGAGAUACGGAAGGCAAAAACAGUGCAAGUGCAUGGCCGACUCCGUUCGCCGCGCGGCCUCUCGCUUCUGCGGCUUGAGACGCCUUCCAGAUCUCCUUCUGCGUUCCUGCUCUUCUCCCUUCUCUCCCGCGCUCCAUGGCGUCGCGUAACCGGGUCGGCCUCUGGCGAAGACCCACCGGUCCCCUCCUAAACGAGACUCUUCCUCCUUCCUCUCCUUCUUCUUCUCCUUCUCCUUCUUCUCCUUCUUCUUCUUCUCCUUCUUCUUCUUCUCCUUUGUGGGGUUCUCGGUCUCUGAGUCCAUGGCAGCCUGGUCCAGGAGACAUCGAUGGCGGCUUCGGUCCUCGCGAGCUGGAGUCCUUCGGCGGGGGAACGGAGGGGACCGCGGAGGCUCUCCGCUCAGGUGGACGUACACCCGGGAAGCUUGCCGAGUCCUCCCUUCUCUUUCCAGACUUCUCGCCGCGCGCCCACUUCAAUCUCGACAGAUCGAUCACCUGGUUUCCUGCGCACAUGAACCGCGCCACCGUGGCGAUCGAAAAAAACUUGAAGCAUGUCGACUGCGUUGUGGAGGUCCGCGACGCGCGCGCGCCUCUGACAAGCGGUAACAGCUUUCUGACAGAACGUCUCGCGAGUCGAGGAGUCAAGCGCCUCGUCGUUCUCAACAAAGCAGACCUCGUUCACAAACGAGAUGGACUGCGCGCACAGGCGGUGCUUGAGGAUGCAGGACUUCCGUGUCUCCUGACCUGCGCGCCUGAGCUGAAGCGAGUGUCGAAAGUCGUCGACUUUGCCUUGGAACAUGUACAGCCCAAGUUCAAAACGAUUGGUGUCUGGAUGCUCCUUGUGGGUCUCCCCAACACUGGAAAGUCUUCUCUCCUCAACGCGAUGAAGCGUCUCGCUGUCAACGCCUCCCGAUACGGCAGUCCGAGCAACAAACUCGUUGAAGGUGUUAAGCGAACGCGCGCUCGGGCGGGGAAGGCUCCGGGCCUAACGAAGGACGUCUCGGCUUUCCAGAUUUCAAAUAAACCUCGCCUUUUCUGCUACGACACUCCUGGCAUUAUGCUCCCCAAAAUGAAGGACGCGGAAGUGAAUUUGAAGUUGGCGGCGCUGGGGUGCAUCGACGACCACCGAGCAGGCGAAAUGUACGUUGCGGAUUACAUUCUUUACCAUUUAAACCGCAUGCGCUGUUUCACCUACGUCGACGUGAUUGGCCUCUCCCGCCCGACCAACGACAUCCAGGAGGUCGCUGCUCACAUCUUCGACGCGGCCUACGCACUCAAAACGAACAGGAGGCGGGUCCCUCCGGCUCCCGAUCUUCUAAGCGGUUGUCGGUUUUUCACCGAUCUCUUUCGAGGAGGAAAACUCGGCUUCUUCUGUCUUGACAGCUUGCCGACGCCUCGCUGGGAGACCACCGGAGACGGCGCGAUCGAUUCGAGACAAGAGCCGCCAGGGCCGUGGGGGCCGUGCAGCGCCGGCGCGCCUCUGCUGGGGUUUGUCUGAAGACGUCGUUUUCCUUCAGAGAAAAAAGAAUUUUCUCUCGCGCGACUUCUGGACGCUUGGCGUCGCUUGUCAGGCGCCCUCGCGGUGCUCAACUUUCCUCUUGUCAGACGCAGUUUCCCGGCGCCGCAUCAGACUUUUCGCGAAGUUUUGAACUCUUCACUCGGAAGGACAGUCUCGAGAGGUCAGAAGCCGACUGGGGCCUCCUUCUUUGGACAGGUCCGAGCGUCACGCACUGUUGCUCCGUUGUCGAGUAGUGCCUUCUGCAGUCUCCCUGCGUUCGUCCUUUCUCAAGUCUCUGUUUCCUUUUCUCGCAGUCACCUUUCUUCCCAACUUGUCUUCCUCUCGACGUUUCUCUCUGUCGAUCCGUUCUGCUUACGCGCCGAGGCUCUCAGAUCGCUGCGCUAAAACUCUGCAGCUUUCUGGACCUCCUUCGCUCUGGGCAGCUACGCUUUUCUCCUCUGGCAGCAUUCCUCUCUGGAGGACAGCGCGAACGACCUUCCGCCAGGAGUUGAGACGAAAGGCGCCUUCGGGGAUUCACAGCGCAGCCGCAUGAAACAAGAAAGCACUCACUGGAUUCUCUCUCGGCAAGCCACCUUGAACGCUGCCCUGACAGAGACUAGAGAAACUAGAGUAGAAAUACAAACCAAGGCGAAAAACACAGACUGACUACGAAGGCAGCACGACAAGAAUGCACAGAUGGAGCUUGGGGACGGGGUCAAAAAACAGGCUGCAGAGGACCGACCUUCCUCGGCUUUUUGGAUCGACAAGAAAACAACAAACAUAUCACAACGGCCGCAGCUCUCCCAUGUCACCGCAGACCGCGGAGUUGGUAUGCUUUACUUCUGCAGUUGCUGUUGCCAGAGAGACGAACGCUGAGAUACUGCCAUUUCACAAGUCGUCGCAGCGAUUCAGGUUUGAAGCAGGCGCCUCCGCUCCUACAGCGCGAGUGAAUCUGGAAACCUGAAGCUGCGACUGUGACUCCCUCUCCAUCUUCGACAGCUGCUUUCUAAACAGCUGACAGCAACUCGAGUUCUUUGCUUGACGGGAAGCGACCACUACCUUUCAGAAAUGUGCUUUCAACGCAUUCUUUCCGAAUCCGUACAGUUCGCUUCGCAGUCGUCAAGUCACGUCUUCCCUAAACGUUUCUCCACAGCUCGACGACACUGGUGCCUGCCGUCAAAAGGAACUGAGAGUUGCGGUGUUAGACCAGCAGAUACCACUACUCGAAAGCACUUGUCUCGAAUUCUCGUCUGCUCUCGAGCGAGCUGACAGACAGCUACAGAUCGCUAGAAACCUGGCAAGCUCUCGCGACAGGUGAGCUUUCCCGCGCUGCUGUUCGCAAAGAAGAGUAGGCAGAGGUGCGUCAGCUCGUUUCUCUGCUUUUCCACUUUGGGACUCGGAGUCACCAGUUCGGACAUCUUUGUUUUGUCUGCGACUUCGCUUGGCCGCAGCGUGGGCUUCCCGACAGAGAACAGCCGGUUGACCUGCCCCUGUGUCGAAACGCAUCUUUGUGUCCAGUGCUUGAAGAGCGGCUGCUGCUCCUGAGACUCGCGCGCCGUGGUUUCGCGCAUACAGUCGCUGCCUCUCAGAGCUGUUCGCUUCCAAAACGCAAUUUCACGGUGCUUUGUUUCUUCUUUUUGUUCGGGACCGCCGUCCGCACCCCGUCAGCCUGUUCGCGAGAAACGCCUCGCGCAACCUCGGACUGGCUGCACAUUCGCACUGAGAUCCGACGGCUUUUCCAGCUUUCGUCCUUCACACAAGUCCCUACGGCAGGGUUCACACAUGAAACUUGCGGUUCGAUGCCUCUUCAGUGUUUGACGAAAAAAAGAGUGCCGAGUUUCGAACUCAGGAGCAGCUGGGGCGUUUUUUCUCUCCGUUCGCUCGGUGCAUUGUGUUCACCGCCGCUCGGGUCGCAAGGCUUUUCGAGUGGGAUUGCUUUCUCGUCGUGCUCGUGUGAACAAACGAAAGCAAUCGAUGGAGCGCGGCAGCGAUGCGGCUCCGGAGCCAGUUGCUCUUCGCUCGAUUCUUCGUUUUUCGGGGGGUCUGUCGAUCACAGCAACUUGCUUUGUCGAAGCAUCCCGUCAGACAGUUGCUUCGCGACGCGUCGCGCAAAAGACCCUGUUCUCUCUCAGGACUUCAAGGAGGAGUUCGGAGAAUUCC